AUGCUCGAACCGUGGAUGGAGGAGAAGGAGGAGGAAGAAGGUUGUGGGAACCGAAUUGAGGUCCGAGGAGCCGAGGAACACCGAUUCCGUCACUCUGGAGGAGGAGGAUGGAUGAGUCUCCGACGAUUGGCACCGUCGUCCGCCGAAGCCCGAAGUGAGUGUGUGGAGAGUUUGGAGACCGAAGAAGAGGAGAAGUGA
Dovyalis caffra is the source of this 198-nucleotide messenger RNA. Lineage: Eukaryota; Viridiplantae; Streptophyta; Magnoliopsida; Malpighiales; Salicaceae. The record is from the annotation of a GenBank genome assembly.